This is a messenger RNA of Sebastes umbrosus (honeycomb rockfish), 1206 nucleotides long. RefSeq names its product telomeric repeat binding factor (NIMA-interacting) 1 (gene terf1). The record is from RefSeq and is a predicted model, not a curated record. Gene Ontology annotation, cellular component: nucleus; chromosome, telomeric region. Gene Ontology annotation, biological process: telomere maintenance. The coding region runs from base 78 to 1181 and encodes 367 amino acids. Gene Ontology annotation, molecular function: protein homodimerization activity; telomeric repeat DNA binding. The transcript is spliced from 10 exons. Lineage: Eukaryota; Metazoa; Chordata; Actinopteri; Perciformes; Sebastidae.
AAGAAGAGGAAGAGGAAGAACAGCCCGCGGAAAUCAAACAACUUUCAAAGAAGAAGAAGAAGAAGAGAUGAAACAACAUGGAGCCUGAAGUUAACAACAACAACAAGAAGAGUUUAACAGCUGAUGAGAGUCCAGAUGAAGAAGUCAGCUUCUCCCGUGUUACCGCGGUAGCUACUGGCUGGAUGUUGGACUUUAUGUUUGUUAGUCUGUGUCGACGCUUCAAGCAAGGAAAGUUUGAGGAGUUCAAUGAAACGCUGUCAACUUUACAGGCCAUUUGUGAGGAAGGAGACCAUGAUGAGAAAACGAUUAUAUGUGCCUUCCUUGCAAGAGUCAUGCAUGGAAAGCAAUUGGAUGUCCAGUUUGAAGACGAUGACCGUGUGAUGCCUCUGAUGUCUGCCGCCAAAUUAUGGUCAAAACUAGAGCACACUGUGGCAGACGAAAGUCUGUUCAAAAACAUCACCAUUCUUUUGCUUGUCCAGUCUGUGUCUGUGUGCUUGGAGAAAGGCCAAAGAUCUCAUGCCUCCUCUGCCCUCAAGUGGUUUGAGAAGAAUGACUUCCCAAAGAAAUUGAUAGUUAAGUUGACGACAAUAGUGACAGAGAGGGAAACUUACCACCCGUUCCUCAUGAGCUUCAGCUUCAGCCGCCUGCUGGAGACGAUCAACUCUUACUUGGACGCCUACUUGGAGAAGAAUCCCUCCGACUACAUUCUCAAGGCGGCCACAAAGAUGGCGCAGUCGUCGCAGAACAUUGAGGAUCUGGAGGAUGAGGUGACACAGGAUGGCUCUCUGUCAGAAGAAGCCAAGAAAACAACAGAGGACAGAAAGGACAAGAACAAGGCUGUAAGUUUGAGAACAAAACGGAAACUACUGUCAACUGAGAUUCCAGAAGAAUGGCAAACUGAUUCAAGCAAAAAGCCUUUUGUCUCGGUCAAAAGAAUGUCCAAGAUUGAGUUAUCUGGGGUGACAUCUGGGACGUCAGUGGACACCACGAUGAUGCAAAAAGCAAGAAAACGACCUCAGAAAUGGACAUACCAGCUGGACCAAUACCUCAAGAUUGGAGUUAAACGUCACGGCCAGGGGAAGUGGUCUCACAUGUUAAUGGAUUUUGAUUUUGAGGGACGCACCGGCACCAUGCUCAAAGACCGCUGGAGAGUCCUAACGAAGGCAAAUAAAGUAGGCUGAGGAGGGGAAGUGCCUCAAUAACUUA